AUGGCCCCCAGCCAUCGCAGUCCACCCCCUGCCAACAACGGAACUUGGUAUCGAUACUCGACACUGUUAGCGGUCAAAGUUCUUAAGCAUGUUCGACCUUGCCACGGGAAUUACGGGCGCCGUGUACAUUUGUCUGAAGCAUCAACAAUGCAUUUCAUAUCACGGCAUACAUCUAUACCAGUGCCAAAAGUUUUCUGUGCAUUUACUCAUUCUGGAUUGACGUAUAUUGUGAUGGAAAGGAUUAAGGGGGCCAUAAUUGGUAGUGGCUGGGUUCACCGAAAUGAGGAGUCAAAGGCAAAGCUUCUUUCCCAGUUGGCAAAAAUGGUCGCUGAAAUGCGGGAGCUUCAGCCUCCGGAUGGUAUCGUGGUCGCUUCUGUUGACACUCAUCGACUGUCGUACUUCCAUCGGCAUUUACGAAUGGGCAUGGAGUUCAAUCCCGGGCUUGACCCUCAUAUCCAGAAUCUUAUCACUCAUGGGGAUCUUAGCGGCCUAAAUAUUCUCAUUCAUGGAGAUGAUAUUGUUGGCAUAAUUGAUUGGGAAACGGCUGGCUGGUAUCCAUCAUACUGGGAGUACACAUCUGCCCACCAAGUCAACCCAUAA
Molecule: messenger RNA, 600 nt
Organism: Aspergillus ochraceoroseus IBT 24754
Lineage: Eukaryota; Fungi; Ascomycota; Eurotiomycetes; Eurotiales; Aspergillaceae
Product: aminoglycoside phosphotransferase family protein
Exons: 4
Coding region: 1-600 (199 amino acids)
Biological process (GO): protein phosphorylation
Molecular function (GO): ATP binding; protein kinase activity
Source: RefSeq, a predicted model, not a curated record